Colletotrichum graminicola M1.001 is the source of this 843-nucleotide messenger RNA. Its product is annotated as glutathione S-transferase domain-containing protein. Lineage: Eukaryota; Fungi; Ascomycota; Sordariomycetes; Glomerellales; Glomerellaceae. The transcript has a single exon. Gene Ontology annotation, cellular component: cytoplasm. The record is from RefSeq and is a predicted model, not a curated record. The coding region runs from base 1 to 843 and encodes 280 amino acids. Gene Ontology annotation, molecular function: glutathione transferase activity.
AUGACGAACGUCGACACUUCAAUUGGGGCUCGGGCCACCGGUGCCGCAGCUCGGUUCGCCGCCGAGCACUCAGAAGAGCACCCGCUGAAGCUCUACGGAGGCUGGUUCUGCCCCUUUGUGCAGCGAUCAUGGAUCGUGCUAUACGAGAAGCAGAUCCCGCACCAGUAUAUCGAGAUCAACCCUUACAAGAAGGACCCCGAGUUCCUCAAGUUGAACCCUCGUGGCCUGGUCCCGACCCUGGCCGUCCCCGUGGACGUCAAGGGCAACGAACAACGGCCGCUGUACGACAGCACGGUGGUCUGCGAGUACCUCAACGAGGCGUACGCCGGCAACAACUACGGACCGCACCUCCUUCCGGAGACACCGUAUGACCGCGCAAGGUGCAGGCUGUGGAUAGACCACAUCAACUCCCGCAUCGUGCCGGGCUUCUACAAGUUCAUUCAGCACACUCCAGAAAAGGAGUACAGCAUCGAACAGGUCCGAGAAGAGUUCUUGAGUAACAUCAAGACCUUCAUCAAGGAGAUGGACCCAGAGGGACCCUGGUUUCUAGGCCAAACUUUCAGUCUUGUCGACGUCAUGCUUGCCCCCUGGGCGAUGCGGCUGUUUCUCUUAGACCACUACAAGCCGGGGGGCCUUGGGAUUCCAACCAAAGGGGAAGAUGAGACCGAAAACAGGAUUUGGAAGAGAUGGAGCCAGUGGUAUAAUGCUAUCGAAGAAAGACAAAGUGUAAAAGACACACUUAGCGACAAAGACGCCUACAUCGAGGUAUACAAGCGGUACGCCGAAGACAAGACGAACUCGGGGGUAGGGCAAGCGACUAGAGGCGGGAAGAAUCUGCCUUAA